CCCGUCCCCGCCCCGCGCCGAGCGCCCGCACACGCUGUUCGCCGCCCGGCAGCCGGCGGGCGCAUGUUCCCGGGCGGGGUCGGCGCGCCGGCGGUGAGCGCGGGCGAGCAUGGCCGCGCCCGGGUCGGAGAAGAGCAGCAAGAAGAAGACGGAGAAGAAGCUCGCCGCCCGCGAGGAGGCGAAGCUGCUCGCCUCCUUCAUGGGCGUCAUGAACGCCAUGCGCAAGCAGAAAACUCUUUGUGAUGUCAUUCUUAUGGUUCAAGAAAGAAAGAUCCCAGCUCACCGUGUUGUGCUUGCUUCAGCCAGUCAUUUUUUUAACUUGAUGUUUACUACAAAUAUGAUUGAAUCAAAGUCCUUUGAAGUGGAGCUAAAAGAUGCAGAGCCUGACAUUAUUGAACAGCUCGUGGAGUUUGCUUAUACUGCAAGAAUCUCAGUUAACAGCAAUAAUGUCCAGUCUUUACUAGAUGCAGCAAACCAGUAUCAGAUUGAACCUGUGAAAAAAAUGUGUGUGGACUUUUUAAAAGAACAAGUUGAUGCUUCCAAUUGUCUUGGCAUAAGUGUGCUAGCAGAAUGCCUCGACUGCCCAGAACUGAAAGCCACUGCAGAUGACUUCAUCCAUCAGCAUUUCACUGAGGUUUACAAGACAGAUGAGUUUCUUCAGCUUGAUGUUAAGCGUGUGACACAUCUCCUGAACCAAGAUACAUUGACAGUGAGGGCAGAAGACCAGGUUUACGAUGCAGCAGUCAGAUGGCUGAAGUAUGAUGAGCCAAAUCGCCAGCCGUACAUGGUUGAUAUUCUUGCUAAAGUCCGAUUUCCUCUAAUAUCAAAGAACUUCUUAAGUAAAACAGUUCAGGCUGAACCACUUAUUCAGGAUAACCCAGAAUGCCUUAAAAUGGUGAUCAGUGGGAUGCGGUACCACCUCCUUUCCCCGGAAGACCGAGAAGAGUUAGUGGAAGGCACCCGGCCAAGAAGAAAAAAGCACGAUUAUCGCAUUGCUUUGUUUGGAGGCUCUCAGCCCCAGUCCUGCAGAUAUUUUAAUCCCAAGGAUUACAGCUGGACAGACAUCCGAUGUCCCUUUGAAAAGCGCAGGGAUGCAGCUUGUGUCUUCUGGGACAACGUAGUUUAUAUUUUGGGUGGUUCCCAGCUCUUCCCUAUAAAGCGAAUGGACUGCUACAAUGUGGUGAAGGAUAGCUGGUAUUCCAAGCUAGGACCUCCAACACCUCGAGAUAGCCUUGCAGCCUGUGCUGCUGAGGGCAAAAUUUAUACAUCUGGUGGUUCAGAAGUGGGCAAUUCUGCACUGUAUUUAUUUGAAUGCUAUGACACGAGAACAGAGAGCUGGCACACAAAGCCCAGCAUGCUGACUCAGCGCUGCAGCCAUGGAAUGGUAGAGGCCAAUGGGCUCAUUUAUGUGUGCGGAGGGAGCCUGGGAAACAAUGUUUCCGGAAGAGUCCUGAAUUCCUGUGAAGUUUAUGACCCAGCCACAGAAACGUGGACUGAACUGUGUCCAAUGAUUGAAGCCAGAAAGAAUCAUGGGCUGGUGUUUGUAAAGGACAAAAUAUUUGCUGUGGGUGGACAAAAUAGUUUAGGUGGCCUUGAUAAUGUAGAAUAUUACGAUAUCAAGAUGAAUGAAUGGAAGAUGGUGUCUCCAAUGCCAUGGAAAGGUGUAACAGUGAAGUGUGCUGCCGUGGGAUCUAUAGUCUAUGUCCUGGCUGGUUUUCAGGGUGUUGGUCGCUUAGGGCACAUUCUUGAAUAUAACACUGAAACAGACAAGUGGAUAGCCAACUCCAAAGUCCGUGCUUUCCCAGUGACAAGUUGUUUAAUCUGUGUUGUAGACACUUGUGGGGCAAAUGAAGAAACUCUAGAGAUCUGAAGACUGUAGGAGAUGCUGCAGCAUUCUUCAAGGACUUGGGAAAAGAUGGUUUUGGUGCUUUGCUUCCAUGUUUUACUGAAUCAUGUUAAAUUUAGUAACACGGAAAAAAAACUGAGAUGCAGUCUUUUAAUUUGUAUAUACAGCAUAUUGUAUAAUGUGGAUUUUGUCAUGCCCAUUUUCUUGUCUGUUUUAAAGAGAUGGGGAUGUGUUUUGAGAAUCCACUUAGCUAGGUGAUAUCACAUGGCAUCUUCCUUUAAAACAGCUGUAGGUGUGGCCUUGUCAGACACCCAAUCCAAAUAUUUAGAAUGCCUCUAAAGCAUUUGAUGAAGAAAAAAAUUCUGGUUAAAUGACAUUUUACCAAUACCAGUUGCAGAGACACUUCCUUUAUGAAGGUGAGUAAAUACAGCCUGACUCAUGAGAAAGAGGAACAACAAUUCUUUCUCCUUCAUACCUACCUGCAGAAAUCUUACUGGGAUGAAAUGAAGACAUUUUCUCAGGAAAGACCAGGGACUGCUGUCUAAUAAAGGUUCCCAAUGUUUCAACAGCUCUCUAGAUCAUGAUAGCUGCCCUCUUCCAGUGAGUUUCUUCCAUCAUUUGCAUGACUGCUUAUCAGUUUUUUAAGGUUAGAGAGGCCAUACAUAAAAAUUAGAGAAACACUUUGAUGGUCUCUUUGGCAUUUUGUGGAGCCUUCACAGAAAGACUUUUUGAUUUUUUUUAUUUUUUAAAUUACACUGAGGUAGGGAAUGGUGGGGCAAGUUGACGACAAUUGUGCACUAUAAUUAGCAAGUUGGAAACUUGGAAAGAAUUUUCAAUCUUCCCAGGCAUCAGACUGUACAUACUGUAGAUGCCAAACCAUUAGCAAACAUGGGAACAGGAAUGAGAAAAGCAAAGUCAAUACAACAGAUAUAUUGAUUUUCUUCUUGAAAAUGACUGUUUUUAAAAUGGCAUGAACGAAGUCAUUAAAGAUACUUUACAGAA
Haemorhous mexicanus (house finch) is the source of this 2848-nucleotide messenger RNA. RefSeq names its product kelch like family member 7 (gene KLHL7). NCBI's taxonomy places the organism in Eukaryota, Metazoa, Chordata, Aves, Passeriformes, Fringillidae. The transcript is spliced from 11 exons. Gene Ontology annotation, biological process: protein ubiquitination. The record is from RefSeq and is a predicted model, not a curated record. Gene Ontology annotation, cellular component: Cul3-RING ubiquitin ligase complex. The coding region runs from base 110 to 1870 and encodes 586 amino acids. Gene Ontology annotation, molecular function: protein binding.